CGGCGGGGCAGGCUUGGUGCCCGCUCGGGGCGGCCCCGGGAAGCGGCGGGGCAGGCUUGGUGCCCGCUCGGGGCGGCCCCGGGAAGCGGCGGGGCAGGCUUGGUGCCCGCUCGGGGCGGCCCCGGCUGCCGGCCCGGCCCGCGGGGGAGCGGGCUGGGCGGGGAGCGGGGCCGUGCGGCUCCCUCGGCGGGGCCCGGGUCGGGCCGGUGGUCGGCUGCAGAGUUCUUUUGCAGUUAUUUGGUAAACAAUGCAGGUUCUGUUGCUGAAGGAUCCCAAAGACAAAGAGUCAGGAGCAGAUCCAUAUAUUAAAGAAUUGGGAUUAUGUGGGUUUGAAGCAACUUUAAUUCCAGUUUUGUCAUUUGAAUUCAUAUCUCUUGAAAGCUUAUUUGAAAAGCUCUCGCAUCCAGAAUGUUAUGGAGGCCUAGUUUUUACCAGUCCAAGAGCAUUAGAAGCCAUCAAGAUAUGUUUGAAAGAUAACAGUAAAAAUGAAGCCUGGUCAAAAUCUCUUAAAGAAAGAUGGAAUGCCAAGCCAGCUUACGUGGUAGGAAAAGCUACAGCUUCUCUAGUGGAAGAAAUUGGCCUUACUCCACAAGGAGAAAAGUCUGGAAAUGCUGAAAAAUUAGCUGAAUAUAUUUGCUCAAGAGAGAAGCCUAAUUCCUCAGCUCUUCUUUUUCCUUGUGGAGCCCUGAAAAGAGAAGUACUACCUACAGUACUUAGAGAAAAAGGUAUACCCCUGGAAAGCCUGACUGUUUAUCAAACAACCCAACACAGUGACCUGCAAGAAUCUUUGAGCAGUUAUUUCUCACAACAGCUGUCUGUAAAGUAUAUUCGUGGUGAUACAAGAAUAUCUUGCAUAGGCUUUUUGGUUUAUUUCCUUGUUGACUACCAAGAAAAUCCUUUAGCAAAAGUUUCAGAUAGAGAGUGAGCCCCUCAGUUAUUUGUUAUGACAAUUGUACUUUGUCUGACUUUCAAAAUACAUGUAUGUUUCAGAAUUACUGGGAGAUAACUGCAUAUAUAAUUACAUACUCAGUCUAUUCACUUGAGCUGGACAGAACUGCUUUUUCAGUAAUGCCAUGUUAGAAAUUACAGUUAGUGAGGAUAUUCAUUGAACAGCUUUAUUAUUAAUUUUUAUUAGUGGAAUUGAAAUAUCACUGGACUUCUUUCUGUAUAUUACAAAUCAGAAUCCAUCCAGCAGUAAUCUGCCCUGACUAGUUUCGGUGUUUCUUCUCCAAUUAUCUGAUCUAUGAAUGUGUUCAUGAACUCAUUUAAAAUGUUAAAAUUCCCAGUGACAUGGAGUUGAUAAGUAUAUUGAGAUAUAUUGCUGGAAUGAUUAAUGUUUUUCUCUCUUUAGAACUACCUAGUAAAUGACAUUAAGCAAGAAUCAGUGCUUAGUAAAAGAUCUGAAGGUACUGAUAAUUGCUUUACUCUUUUCAAGACUGGCCUUCUGAAUAUUCCAUUUCUAGAAGCCCAUGUGAUAAUUUUAUUCAAAAUGCAGGCUUUCCUUCUUACAGAACUGGGCCUCCUUGAGCAUGUUGCACCUUUUUUAAACUGUGCAUUAAUGUCUGUUAAAUUACAUAUUGAUUUUAAAGUUUAAAGAGGUCCUAAAAGGUUAUGAUGUGGUAAGUCGGACUGAUCCAUUGUAGUUCCCUAGGGUUCUAAGUGGGAAAUGCAGUUCUAAUCCCCACAGUAUUUAGUUUACAGCAGAUAUAAAAGUGAGUCAAUAGCACAUACACAUUUUGUGACUUCCUGAGCAAUUUUUAUGAAACUCCUUGCUUGCUGCAAUUAGAUGUGAGUUUCAGUGUAAAGCAGUUAAGAAGCUGUCUCUCAGGUGCUGUUCAGUUGUUCUUAACUGAUGAUAUUGUGGUGAUCUAUUUAGUGCAGGGAGAGCUGACAUAACAUGACAAGUGUUUAGCACUUUGGGAGGCAGUGAGCAGCUCUGCUUCAACUGUCAGUCUGGCCUCCAGCAGCUGGGGCUGCCUGCCAAGUCACACACUGUAAAAUUACAGAUGCAGUCCCAGUGUCUCUUUCUGGUUGGACAGAAAACCACGUGCUUUGGGUCUGCAGCUCAAGAGCUUAGGACCUUCACUCCAGACAGCAUCUUGCAGAGUUUUCUUUUGGCUGCAGAAGGUUGCUGCUGCUUUCUUAAGGCAGGCUUGUUCUGGGAGAGAAAGCCCUUCUGGGUGUCUGUGGUUCUAAGGCAUCACCUCAUCUCUGCCAAAGCGUCUCAGGGCAGGAACUUCACAUAAACAACAUGAGCUGGGAACUGAAGAGUACGUGCAGAAACAAGGAGGAUGGGGAUGGAUUUAAGGAAAUAACCUGCUGAGUUUUCAUGCUAAACAGGAGCAUGAGUCCAGCUCCAGACCCCUUCCACUACACUGAUCACCAAGCACUGUGUGACCAGGUGUUAGGUUAGAGUCAUACCUGAGUUUCAGCAUUCUGUGGUAGCAUGUCCUGUCUGCACCAAACCCUUUCUGUUGGCUUAUGUGCUGCUACACAUCAGUAAAACCACUUAAUGUCCACACAGAGACAGCUGAGAGGAUAUUGUGUCCAGUUUUGGGCACCUCAAUUCAAGAGAGACAUCGAGGUGCUGGAGCGAGGGCAGAGGAGGGCAACGAACCUGGUGAAGGGCCUAGAGAAUAAAUCUUACGAAGAACCCUUGAAGGAGCUGGGGAUGUUUAGUUUGAGGAAGAGGAGGCUGAGGGGAGACCUCAUCAGUCUCUACAGCUACCUGAAAGGUCAUUGUAGAGAGGCUGGUGCUGGUCUCUUUUCAAAGGUAAUUAGUGACAGAACAAGAGGCAGUGGCUUAAAGCUGCAGCAGGGCAGGUUUAGACUGGACAUCAGGAAACAUUUUUUCACAGAGAGAGUGGUUAGACACUGGAAUAGGCUGCCCAGGGAGGUGGUGAAGUCACCAUCCCUGGAUAUGUUGAAGGGUUGUUUUGAUGUGGUGUUGGUGGAGAUGCUUUAGGGGAGAACUUUGUAGAGCAGGGAUGAUGGUUGGACUUGGUGAUCCCAAGGGUCUUCUCCAACCUGAAUAGUUCUAUGAUUCCAUUAUUUAUGUGGAAGUCUACUGGUACACUGCAGGGAGAAGGGUUAAUCUGUGCCAACUUGUGGUUACUUUU
Molecule: messenger RNA, 3119 nt
Organism: Apus apus (common swift)
Lineage: Eukaryota; Metazoa; Chordata; Aves; Apodiformes; Apodidae
Gene: UROS
Product: uroporphyrinogen III synthase
Exons: 9
Coding region: 248-925 (225 amino acids)
Biological process (GO): uroporphyrinogen III biosynthetic process
Molecular function (GO): uroporphyrinogen-III synthase activity
Source: RefSeq, a predicted model, not a curated record